AUGGCUACCACCGUCUUUAUCAAUGGCCGCAUCCUCAGUUCUGACUCCAAGGCCGGGUUUGUCUCUACUAUGGUGGUGGAGGGAGACCGUGUCACUCACCUUGGCUCGGAACAUGAUGAAGCUGUUAUUGGGAUUAAAGAACCAAAGUCAACGGUGAAUCUGAACAAUCGACUCGUACUUCCAGGAUUUAUUGAUGGCCAUGUGCAUAUCCUCGGUUUCGGCUUGUCGCUACAGAAACUUGAUCUUCUGUCUUGCAAGUCCCUCGCGGACAUCCGAACAGCUAUCAUCUCCUACGCAGCAACCCACACAUCUGAACCACGGAUAUUGUGUCGUGGAUGGGAGCAAUCAGUCACGAAUGGUGAGGCUUUUGCAACAGUCCUAGACGAUCUAGACCCUCGGCCAAUCUACGUCGAGGCUUUGGACCUCCAUUCAACUUGGUGCAACAAUGCAGCUCUUGCAGAGCUAGAUGUUCGUUCCCAACCCGACCCGCCCGGGGGUAAGAUUCAUCGUUAUCCAGAUGGCACCCCGUCUGGUUUGCUUGAGGAAGCGGCGCAGUUCAAUAUCAUCUGGCCGUUCUUGGAUCGUGUCACAUCCCUGGAGAAGAAGCUCUUCGCCAUUGACGCUGCAAUUAAUGCACAUCGACGGGCCGGAUAUACCGGACUUGUGGAUAUGGCCAUGGAUGAGAGCGGAUGGUCAGUAUUGAAUAUCUAUCGAGAUCGACGUGGUGACCUUCCGAUGCAUGUGGCAGCACACUGGCUGGUUCCCUACUCAGAGUCCAAUGCCGAUAUCUGCAGCCACAUCGACCGCGCUGUUGCGCUUCACAAAAGGUUCAACCGCACAACCUCCCCGGAGCUUUGUAUCAACGGGAUCAAAUUGAUAUGUGACGGAACGGUGGAUGGUUGCACUGCAGGGCUACACCAACCGUAUGGCGGUGUUGCUAACAUCGUCGAACCCAUCUGGCCUGCUGAUGCCCUUGCCUCGGCGAUACGUCGCGCUACCAACGCCGGCCUACAAUGUGCCAUCCACGCCAUUGGAGACCGCACAGUGCAACGUGCCAUUGAUUGUUUAUCCCAAGUUCCGAAUCUGCCGUCCUGUCGCCAUCGCAUUGAGCAUCUGGAGGUUACAGCGCCUGAGGAUGCACAGAGGCUAGGACAACUGGGCAUUGUGGCUUCAGUCCAACCUGUCCACCUAGACCCGGCAACUUUUAGUGCAUGGCCAGGACUGCUGGGAGCACAGCGUUGCAAACGGGCCUUUGCUUACCAAGAGUUCGUCAACGGUGGUGCCCGUCUGGCAUUGGGGACUGAUGCUCCCACCGCUAAGCAUUUCGCACUGCCAAAUAUUUAUAUUGCUACUACUCGGCGAUCAGCCCUGGAACCUGCCUUGGAAACAACCAUCAACCCCGAAUUCGCUAUUCCUCUCGCGACGGCCAUUUCGGCAGCAACUGCGGGUGCUGCAUACGCAUCCUUUGCCGACUCGUGGACGGGAAGUCUACGCCCGGAACUGCACGCCGAUUUCGUCGUCUUGGAUAUGGAAUGGGUUCCGGAAAAGCUGUUAGAAGCUCGGGUAUGCCAAACCUGGUACAAGGGGGAAAAGGUAUUCGAUGAAGAGGAGGAUGGCCAAUGA
Molecule: messenger RNA, 1623 nt
Organism: Penicillium bovifimosum
Lineage: Eukaryota; Fungi; Ascomycota; Eurotiomycetes; Eurotiales; Aspergillaceae
Product: amidohydrolase
Exons: 1
Coding region: 1-1623 (540 amino acids)
Molecular function (GO): hydrolase activity, acting on carbon-nitrogen (but not peptide) bonds
Source: RefSeq, a predicted model, not a curated record